Copidosoma floridanum is the source of this 1450-nucleotide messenger RNA. RefSeq names its product Tyrosine aminotransferase (gene Tat). The record is from RefSeq and is a predicted model, not a curated record. Gene Ontology annotation, molecular function: pyridoxal phosphate binding; L-tyrosine:2-oxoglutarate transaminase activity. Gene Ontology annotation, biological process: biosynthetic process; L-tyrosine catabolic process; L-phenylalanine catabolic process. NCBI's taxonomy places the organism in Eukaryota, Metazoa, Arthropoda, Insecta, Hymenoptera, Encyrtidae.
UCGAUUCAAAAAAUCCCAACCGAGCGCUUUAUCCUCGCCGUCGUUGGCGUCGUUGUUCGUGAACCGUUGCUGUAUUUCGUUGACACUGGAUCGAUAGAAAACUUACGACCGCAUUCACAAACUCCGUGGUGAUGUCGAUAAACGUAGGUGAAACGUCACGUAGCGGAUGGAAUGUUCAGGCGUCGCUGAUCGCUAAAAACACUCACAAUCCGAUCAGGAGUAUCGUUGAGAGUAUUGUGGUUGAGCCGAAUCCAGAAAAAUGCGUGAUAGCAUUAUCAAUCGGUGAUCCCACGACCUUUGGAAACUUGAAACCAGCGAGAGAAGUGAUCGAAGCUGUACAAGAGAGCGUCGAGUCUCAGGCGUACAACGGUUAUGCACCAAGCGCUGGAUUCCAAGAAGCAAGACUUGCGGUGGCAGAAUAUUAUUCGGACCAACACGUCCAGAUUGAUCCAAGUGACGUCAUACUGUGCAGCGGUUGCUCGAGUGCUCUCGACAUCUGCAUCACAGCACUGGCUCGCGAGGGCCAAAACAUCCUUCUGCCACGGCCCGGCUUCUCCAUUUACCGAACUCUCGCCGUAGGACUGGGCAUAUCCGUGAAAUCCUACAACCUUCGCCCGGAGCUGGGCUGGGAGAUCGAUUUGGACGACCUGGAGGCACAGAUCGACGAGUUCACGGCGGCCAUUGUUAUAAACAAUCCCUCGAAUCCGUGCGGCUCGGUGUACAGCCGCGAGCAUCUGCUCGAUGUGCUCGACAUCGCUGCCAAGUACUGUGUUCCGAUCAUUGCUGACGAGAUUUACGAGUAUUUGGUGUUUCCAGGGAGAACGUUUUACUCGCUAGCGUCUCUAUCGACCGAAGUUCCUAUAUUAUCGUGCAGCGGACUCGCAAAGAGGUUUUUGGUACCCGGCUGGAGAAUGGGAUGGAUCGUCAUCCACGAUCGCGAUAACAUAUUGGAUAAAGAGAUCAGAAAAGGCUUGCAAUGUUUGACGCACAGGACAAUUGGCAGUAACACGAUAAUCCAAGGAGCUCUUCCGAAAAUCCUAAAAAAUACUCCUCAGAGAUUUUUCGACAACUUGUUGCAAACCUUAUACGCGCACGCAAAGCUCACCUACAAUUAUCUUUCGCAAAUUCCUGGAUUGAAGCCCAUUAUGCCCGACGGUGCUAUGUACAUGAUGGUACACAUCGACCUGUCCAGCUUUCCGGGGUUCAACAGCGAGAUGGAUUUCGUUCAGGGCCUGCUUGCCGAGGAAUCUGUGUUCUGUUUACCCGGACAGUGUUUCGAUUAUCCGUCGUACAUGAGAUUGGUGAUCACGGUUCCGCAGGAUGUGCUGGAGGAAGCAUGCCUGAGGAUUCAAGAGUUUUGCUCGAGGCACCACGUUAAGAAUUGUUUGCAAAAUGUUAUUCCUUAUUAGGCCUGCGAAGUGUAUAAGAUAUGACAUGUAUAGUUUUUUUA